This is a messenger RNA of Lachancea thermotolerans CBS 6340, 1767 nucleotides long. Its product is annotated as KLTH0H02904p. The transcript has a single exon. Gene Ontology annotation, molecular function: zinc ion binding. Bases 1 to 1767 code for a protein of 588 amino acids. Lineage: Eukaryota; Fungi; Ascomycota; Saccharomycetes; Saccharomycetales; Saccharomycetaceae. The record is from RefSeq and is a predicted model, not a curated record.
AUGGCUGAAGAGCAGAAUAAGUGCUGGAUCUGCCUCUGCUCAGGGGAUGAGUACCCUCCAAUGGGUAACUCAAAGGACGCUCACGACUGGGUCCACCCAUGCCAGUGCUCCCUAACGGCACAUCGGAAGUGCCUCUUGGAGUGGGUUUCGCGGACCAACCUAGACUACAGGAACGAGGCCCUUAAUGAGUUUAAUGGCCGUAGGACAAACAUCGGGUUUGAGUCCCUCAAUAUUGCUGACACGUACUCCUCGUUACACGGCAGGGCCCAGUUCCACCCUUUCGCAUGGCUGAGGGCCCGCUCUUCGUUUACCAAUAACAGCUCCUCCCGCGCGCCCUUUGACCCUGGAGAUAUCAGUCGAAUCUUUGCUGCACACGCGGAGGAAGCAGUGAUACGAAACGUUACCCAGGCUAUGGCAGCCGGUGCUCGUGAGAGUCAGCCAAUGGCAAGCGUGCCUAGCAGUUCGCGCAAACUGGUCAUCAAUACAGUUUGCCCUCAGUGCCACGCGCCUAUACUUUUAAAGACAAGUCGUGGUGUUACAGUUUCUUUAUCGUCUUCUGUCUCGCAUCUACUUGACUGGUCCGCCAAGACGUUAAUCCAAGUUACAGCUAUCGGCACACUUGGGAGCUCCAUAUUAUUCAGCUUUGGUGGUAUCUUGGCCUCCUGGGGAUUGCGAAUAAUGACGACGGUAGCUCCGGAAAGCACCCUACUAAAAUUACUUGAUCUGAACAGCGCAUCGACAUUAUCUCAGGCUUUUCAAAAGAACCAGAUAGGGUUUAAGCAGAUUCUCUUGCUCGGGUUUGCACCGCUAUAUUUGAUUAGCUUCCGAUGUGGUAACGCUUUCCUAGGCUGGUUGAAGUGGUUCUAUCCCUUGGCUUUCUUGAGGCCAGAGGAAAAGCUGCAAUCAAGUGUCAAAAGGUUCCUUAUUUUACAGUACCCAUUAGCAAUGCUCAAUGAUUUUUUCAGAAUGUGCGUUUAUAACCCAGUUUACUUUAGGUGGGUUCAUCGAGUUAAGCCAUAUUUUAUCGGAGACAGAAUGACAGUUGAACAACUUAAGAUCUAUGAAGCCGAGCAAGAAUACCUGGAGACUCGCUUUGACGCUUUGUCGAGAGGCAAUCAGCCUAGGAGCCUUUUAACCAAAUUUAAGAGCUUUUUCAGGUCUGCAUCCCCAGAACCCAUGAUACAAAGCAUAAGUGCCAGACGGCUAGUUAUGUCAACGAGAUACGAUUACUCCCAGGCUCUUAUUGAAACUUCAAUCUGGGAAAAAAUUGCCUCCACAUUGUUGUGGCCUUUGGCAGGAAAGCUCAUUAGUGACACUGUGCUCUCGAAGUCUAAAUGGUUCAAACGUUUUGUAGCUCAAGAAACAGCAACACCGGAUGACGGAUUGUAUCUUUCUAACUUAAUCGGCUGCUGUGCUGCUGUUCUGCUCAAAGACCUUGUUCAUCUUUUCGUGACAUGGAGAAGAGUGAAACAGCUUGAAAGCAUGGAAGUUAUGAGCUACAUGACGCCGGAAUGGGAAUACGCAAUAAAUAAAAAGAUUGGGCAGGUUUUAAAUGACCUCAGUUCACUUAGAGAAGAUGAAGAAUCUUACGUGAUUUUAGAGGAGCACGCUAACAACAUGCUCACAAAACCAUAUCACGACCAAUGGACAAACGUUGGGAGUAAUAUACCGACUAUUUUGGGAAAAGUUGGUUACUUUAGAUUCCUUGUGAUUAAAAUGAGUAUUGAGAGGUCGCUGGCGUAUACUAAAAAAGCAGAACACCUUUAG